GAAGAUAUUCCCCUUUUUCAUUCGCGCUAACACACACCCCUUCAUCCCCCUCCCUCCCUUCUUUCCCGAGUUUCGGAAAACUGGAAGGUCGUAGAGGAAACGUUUAAACAACUGCAAGUUCUGGGGAAUGCAGCAGGUUCCUUCAUUAUUGUGGACACUACGCAAGAAGCCAUUGCCAGAUGCUGCCCAUAUUUGGAAAUGUUUCAGAUGUCAGAUUAAUGGACUGCAAUUUCCUGAAGACUUGAACACUGACAUAUCUGAAAAAAAGUUUCCCAUCAUCCCACGCUUUGGAACCCUAAUUCUUAAGUCAUUUUUUCUCUACUGCCCCCUGGUGGCCGAAUCACUGUGUGUGCUCGCGCACUACAAACGGCCUGGCACUGCCCAACUGAAUGGUCUUGAAUUUAAUGUGGAAUGACACCUGCGUGCUGUUUGACUAAAGGGCGUAUUACUCAUAACAGGGAGACAGGACACAUAUUAUCAUUAGCAUAUCAUUGAUUAAGAGCUUCAGAAGGUUGCAGUGUCUCUCUCCCAACCACUGGCCUUCCUUCUGCCCAAUCCUUUGACUUCUUUCAAGGUUACCCUUCAUGUCAGAGGAACUGCCAAAUGUGGGCAUUCCUGUAGUCUCCGUGCUCUCCAGGGCUGAGGUGUACUAACGGUCCUUAGGGCCACAUAGCUCUGGGCCUCUGCUGAAGGCUCCUCCCCUGCUCAGCUCCUCCGACCCACCCCAAUCUCCUCUCCCCGCCCUGCCCCGCCCUGCUAUACCUGGUAAAGAUGAACGACACCCAGGACCUGGCGUCCCCGGCGGCUGCCCUCAGCACCGUCCCCGCUGCCUGCGUCUCCAAAGUGGAGCUGCGGGUGUCCUGCAAGGCCCUGCUGGACCGGGACACCCUCAACAAGUCCGACCCCUGCGUGAUCCUCAUGGUGCAGGCACAGGGACAGUGGACCGAGCUGGACAGGACCGAGGUCAUCAAGAGCAACCUGCACCCCGUGUUCGCCAAGGUCUUCACCCUGGACUACUACUUCGAGGAGGUGCAGAAGCUGCGCUUCGAGGUGUACGACAUCCACGGGGCGCACAGCAUCGGCGCGCGCGACGAUGACUUCCUCGGGGGCGUGGAAUGCACUCUCGGCCAGAUUGUAGCCCAUAAGAAGAUGAUGAAGCCACUGUUCUUGAAGUAUGGGAAAUAUGCGGGCAAAUCCACCAUAACGGUUCAUGCUGAGGAAAUAUCGGGGAACAACGGUUACGUUGAGCUUUCCUUCUGUGCCAAGAAGCUGGAUGAUAAGGACCUCUUCAGCAAGUCAGACCCUUUUUUGGAAAUCUACAAGAUCAACGAUGAUGGAUCCGAGCAGUUAGUUCACAGGACCGAGGUGGUUAAGAAUAACCUGAACCCUGUGUGGGAGCCCUUUAAAGUGUCCCUCAGUUCCCUGUGCAGCUGUGACGAGGACAGGCAGCUGAAGUGCCUAGUCUGGGACUACGACUCCAGGGGUAAACACGACUUCAUCGGGGAGUUUUAUGCCACCUUCAGAGAAAUGCAAAAGAUUGGAGGAGGAAGCAAGGUCACAUGGGAUUGCGUGAAUCCGAAGUACAAGCUGAAGAAGCGGAACUACAAAAAUUCAGGCGUGGUGAUUCUCAGUGAUCUCAAGCUCCAUCGGGUCUAUUCCUUCCUGGACUACAUAAUGGGAGGAUGCCAGAUUCACUUUACAGUGGCCAUUGAUUUCACAGCAUCCAACGGGGACCCUCGAAACAGCUGCUCCCUGCACUACAUCAACCCCUACCAGCCCAAUGAGUACCUGAAGGCCUUGAUAGCAGUUGGCGAGAUAUGUCAAGAUUACGACAGUGACAAAAGGUUCUCUGCUCUUGGUUUUGGUGCAAGAAUUCCACCAAAUUAUGAGGUCUCCCAUGACUUUGCCAUCAAUUUCAACCCAGAAGAUGAUGAAUGUGAAGAAAUCCAGGGCGUGGUGGAAGCGUACCAGAACUGCCUCCCUAAGAUCCAGCUCUACGGUCCCACCAACGUGGCCCCCAUCAUCAGCAGACUAGCCAAACUGGCUGCAGGGGACGGCACCAUCAAAGACGCCUCGCGGUACCACAUCCUGCUGAUCCUGACGGACGGGGUGGUGACGGACAUGGCGGACACGCGCGAGGCCAUCGUGCGCGCCUCCUACCAGCCGCUGUCGAUCAUCAUAGUGGGCGUGGGCAACGCCGACUUCACCGACAUGCAGAUCCUGGACGGGGACGACGGGGUGCUGCGUUCGCCGAAGGGGGAGCCGGUGCUGAGGGACAUAGUGCAGUUCGUGCCCUUCAGAGACUUCAAAACGGCCUCCCCUGCUGCCCUGGCCAAGUGCGUCCUCGCCGAAGUGCCCAAGCAGGUGGUCGAGUAUUACAGCCACAAGGCCAUCUCCCCCAAAUGCCCCCACCUCCUGGAUUCGCCCACCUCCCCUGCCAACACCCCCGAGUAGAGGAGACGCACGACCGCAAGCAACCCCGGCCCGGCAUGGUCUCAGCUGUUCGGUGGGUGAAAGAUUUGGGUUGCAAGGACGAGAUCAAAAAGAGAUUAAAAAAAAAAAAAAAAAAAAAAA
Molecule: messenger RNA, 2574 nt
Organism: Anguilla rostrata (American eel)
Lineage: Eukaryota; Metazoa; Chordata; Actinopteri; Anguilliformes; Anguillidae
Product: copine-7-like
Exons: 16
Coding region: 772-2454 (560 amino acids)
Biological process (GO): cellular response to calcium ion
Cellular component (GO): plasma membrane
Molecular function (GO): calcium-dependent phospholipid binding
Source: RefSeq, a predicted model, not a curated record